Molecule: messenger RNA, 2589 nt
Organism: Brassica napus (rape)
Lineage: Eukaryota; Viridiplantae; Streptophyta; Magnoliopsida; Brassicales; Brassicaceae
Exons: 6
Coding region: 1-2589 (862 amino acids)
Biological process (GO): protein desumoylation
Cellular component (GO): nucleus
Molecular function (GO): deSUMOylase activity
Source: RefSeq, a predicted model, not a curated record
AUGGCUUACCAGUUUCCAAAACGCAUUCUUGAAGAAGGAGCUGAGACCCAGAUUGAUAAGAUUAACAAUACGUGUAGGCGUCGGACGUUGGAUAUGGUGAGGAGUGUUCUCAAGGAUGAGUAUGAGGAAGUUUUGCAAGACCCGGUCUUUGGUCCGAUUCUGGCAAUCCUAGAGAACAAGCUCCUGUACUCAGGGAAGAUUAUUCACAGCUUCAUAUGCAAGCAACUCAAGGUUUCCAAGCUUCACGAGCUGUGGUUUGUAUUCGCAAGGAGGCCUCUUAGGUUUUCACAGCAAGAAUUUUAUGCUGUGACUGGACUCAAGUUCAAGGAUGAACCUGACAUAGACUUUGAAGAUUGGGAGGAUGAUAAGGGGUUCUGGAGCAGGGUUUUGAAGCAGAACAAGAAGAUCAGCUUAUUGAGUAUAAGGACUGAGCAUCUUGAAGUCUGUAACAAGUGGACGUAUGUGGACAGGGUGAGGCUAGUGUAUCUUUGUAUUAUCCAAGGAUACCUCAUAGCUAAAGAUGAUAGAGUUUCUAUCCCUCUAGAAUAUAUUCGCUUGGUGAUGGAUUUUGGUAAGAUGAGGAUGUUUCCUUGGGGUCUUCACGCAUAUGAUGAGCUGAUUGAUUCAAUACGCAAAGCAACAAAAGAUCUACAUUUGAAGAACAGUUACGUGUUGGAUGGAUUCUCCAUUGCGUUUCAGAUAUGGGUUAUGGAGGCAAUCCCCGACAUUGGUACUAUGGUGGGUCAAAAGCUCAACAAAAACAUUACCAAAGUGAGAUGUAGGAAUUGGAAAGGAAGUGGGAAAGUGUCUUAUGAAGAUAUCAGUAGCCUAGAGUCGCACUUCGAUAAGGGAGAGUUGUUCCCUUUUAUAUCUGCUUCUGGGAACUCGGAUUUGAUUGAUAGUGAUCAGUUCUUCAGGGAAGAUGAGAAGCAUGACGAAAGAGUUGGACGUAUUGUUGCUCUGAUCAAUGCCAAACAAGAUUGGUCAGAAUUCGACUGGGAAGUUCACGCUUUGCCUCGAAGUGUGGAGCUGUCUGAUUCAGAAGAGGGUGUUGAUGUUGGAGAUGUCACAGAAACCCAUGUGGAGGAACCGUCACUUGUAGAGGAACCGGCUGUUGUUGCAAGAAGGGGCAAGCGUAAGGUAAAUGAUCGUGGUGCCGAGACCCGAAAGAAACAAUUGCUUUGUCAACGGGCGGCUGAACAUAACAGUGGUAUCUCCGGUCAGAUGAAGACUUUCAUUGAAGGAUUAUUCACCUCUUUAAAAGAGGUGGUGCAGAAAGACAUCCAAGAGCGUUUUGACAAGGUCGACAAAGAGAUGGCUCAACUCAAGGAAGUGGUGUCUAAGAUCUUGGGUCCGUCAGAUACAAUGGGAAAAGAAAGAGCCACUGACAUUCUGUGUCCUUCAGCAACAAUGGAGAAAGACCAAUUCCGAGAAACAUCACAGAGUCUGUCGCCUUUAGCAGCAAAGGAAAAAGGCAAAGGCAAGGCAGAUGAGACUGGAGUUCCUCCUACGGUUCGUCGUAGCCCUCGGCCAAGAAAGGAGAUUGAAACUGAUGAUAUGUUGGAUUUUUUGAAAAAUCUGUCACAAUCAUCGAAAAAUAAAGAUAUGGGGACCCAAGAGUAUUUACAAGACGCUGUGGGUAACCUUUCUCAAGCAUCACAUGUUAGAGGUUUCGAUCCCUCACAAAAAAGCUCAGCUGAAGAAGCCGUAGAAAUUAGUACUCCUUUAUCAUCAUCUAAGCCUGCGGAUUACAAAACACUCAGUCUCAAAGAUACAGACUUACAUGAGGACCGGGUAAAAUUAAGGGAGUGGUGUUCAACUUCCAAACAGCACCUCAAAAUUGGACCUUCUGUCUACACAAGUGAGUUAGCAAAACGUGUAAUGGGACCUGCAGUGUGGCUAAAGAACGAUGAAAUUGAUGCUAUGUUGUACUUAUUUCGCGAGAGAACUUCUUUGGGACGAUGGAAUCAAUCCAAAGUAGCCUUCAUGAGCUGCAUAUUCAGUAAUCAAAUGAAGAAUUCUUACAUAGAUUUCAAGAAAGACAGGAAAGGUUUCAAAGUGCAAGGACUGCUCCACCAGUACGGAAUUGGUGAACUUCCUGCACACGGACGAACAGGACUAAUGUGGGAUCUCGAUGUGAGUCGCAUGUACGUGCCUCUUCUUGUUCACGGUAACCACUGGAUCUCUAUGUGUGUGAACUUUGUUACUCGUUCAAUAGAGGUCUUUGACUGUGGAGGAAUGAAACACAACAAGGACUUGGAGCCAUUUGCACAUCUCAUCCCUAGAAUUGUCAAAGCUGUGCAGUCUUCGAAGAGUAAACUAAUCGUCAAGCCAUAUGAUGUCACUUACGCCCCAAUGCCCUUCCUAAACAAGACUAGCAGUGAUUGUGGAGUAUAUGCGCUGAAACACAUUGAAUGCCAUCUUCUAGGCAUGGACUUAUCAUUAGUGAAUGACGACAACAUUCGUGAAGCUCGCCUCAAGAUUGCGUGUGACCUGUGGGAAGCUGCUAAUGAUCCUGUCAUUAUUUUGAGAAUGUCACAGUUUAUUCCUCCGAAGACCACGACAGAUCCUGUAGUUACAAUUUUAUGA